Xiphias gladius (swordfish) is the source of this 8286-nucleotide messenger RNA. RefSeq names its product intersectin 2b (gene itsn2b). The transcript is spliced from 40 exons. Lineage: Eukaryota; Metazoa; Chordata; Actinopteri; Istiophoriformes; Xiphiidae. The record is from RefSeq and is a predicted model, not a curated record. Gene Ontology annotation, biological process: intracellular signal transduction; positive regulation of Rho protein signal transduction. Bases 311 to 5968 code for a protein of 1885 amino acids. Gene Ontology annotation, molecular function: protein binding; guanyl-nucleotide exchange factor activity; calcium ion binding.
CGUUAACAGCCACCCAUCACUCGUCGUCAGCCAUGUUGUUGGUGUGACACAGUGAGCUGUCAGCAACAGGUUCUCAGACUAGUAUCGCUGCUAAACUUUAACAUUUCUCAGACAGUUACUGCUCUCUUUGGAUACUAAACCUCUACAGUGUUUCUGGGGAACCUUCCAGAAGUGGUGGUUGAUAACUUCAGGCCCCUGGAAAGCUCAGAAGUUGAUGUUUUUUGGCCGUGGUGAGAGAGAUGGCUGCGAGCAGUAGCUGAGGACGCCAGCAGGAGUUCCCCCUCUCUGUCUCUCUCUGCCACCUGCAAAUAUGAAUGGUUGUCCAAGUGUAUGGGCGAUAAGUCCGGAUGAGAGGGGAAAACAUGAUCAGAAGUUUGACACCCUCUCCCCAUCAAUGGGUUAUGUCUCAGGGGAGCAGGCAAGGAAGUUUUUCCUCCAAUCAGGGUUGCCUGCUUCAGUUUUGGCUGAGAUAUGGGCUCUGGCUGAUAUGAAUAAAGAUGGGAAAAUGGACAGGUUGGAGUUUUCCAUCGCUAUGAAGCUCAUAAAGCUAAAACUCCAGGGUACACCGCUCCCCUCAGCCCUGCCAAUCAUCAUGAAGCAGCCUCCAGUGCCUGUUCCCGGCCUCAAGAACCCCACCUCAUCCAUGAUCAAUCCAGCCUAUGGUAUUGGUUCUGUGUCUAACAUGCCCAUGGCAAGGACAAAUCUCGCCAUGUUGACCCCUAUCUCCAUGGCAACCCCAGGAGUCUCACCUUUGACACCAAUGACAGGCCUUGCCCCUUUGGUUCCUACAGCAACAGGCCUGAGCCCUCUAAUAGCCCCCACCCCCGCCAGGCCCCUGAUGCCCACCAUGGGAAACGCCACACUGCCAAACGGCACCAUGGGAAUUCUCCAUCCAAUCCCAGCUGGAGUUUUGGCCACUGGCUUACCUCUAUCUGCGUCCACCUACUCCUCUCCACUAGGACUCUCCUCUUCGCCUGCUGGUAUACACAAGGCCUCAUCACCUCUGGACCUGGGAUCUAGCAGCUCCGCUUCCUCAUCCCUUUCUGUGAUGUCCCCCAUGGUUGCUGGUCCCAGUGACUGGGCCGUGCCACAUGCCUCUAGACUUAAAUACAGACAGCAGUUCAACAGCCUGGAUAAACACAUGACUGGAUACCUCACUGGUCAGCAGGUGAGAAGUGCCAUGGCAACCACGAUGCUGACUCAGACACAGCUGGCCUCCAUCUGGACUUUAGCAGAUGUGGAUAAGGACGGCAAACUGAAAGCUGAGGAGUUUAUUCUGGCAAUGCAUCUGGUAGACAUGGCGAAGAGCGGACAACCACUGCCGCUAACACUGCCAACUGAGCUGGUACCAUCCUCACAAAGGGGAACAGUGAAUGGAUCCAGCUCUACUCUCUAUGCAGCUCUGACUGAUGACUUGGACAUAGAACCUCCACAAAAAGCCAAGACCAACAUGUCGUUUGAAGAUAAAUUCAAAGCCAACUUGGAACGAGGGAAUGCAGAACUGGAGAAAAGACGACUUGCGUUGCAGGAGGCAGAGAGGAGGGAGCAGGAGAGGCGCGCUCAAAAGAAGAGAGAGGAGCAAGAAAGGAGAGAGAGGGAGGCCCAGGAGGCUGAGGAGAGGAGGAGGAAAGAGGAAGAGAGGAGGCUGGAGCGACAAAGGGAGUUGGAGAAGCAGAAAGAAGAAGAGCGACAGAGAGAGAUAGAAAGAAAAGAGGCUGCACAGCGGGAGCUUGAGCGUCAGAGGAAGGAGGAGUGGGAGAGAAGGAGGCGAGGAGAGCUCCAGAUAAAGAGGGAGCAUGAGCAGGAAGAUAUCAUCAGAUUGAAAGCUAAGAAGAGGAGUCUGGAGAUGGAGCUGGAGGCUGUGGGUAACAAGCAUCGUCAGAUCUCAGACCGGCUGCGUGACAUUCAGAAUAAGAAGAAGCUUCAGAGGACAGAGCUGGACCUGACCAGUCAAAGGAAAGAGACACACCAACGAGACAUUAACAACUUGCACAAACAGCUAGAGGAGUUCCAGAGGAAGUUGUCCCAGCUGACUCCAGAGCAGAAGCGACUGACAGAGAAACUCAAAAACAUGGCUCUGAAUAACCUGCCUGUGUCGACCAUGUCCACCCUGAAGGUGGGCGUAUCAGAAAAAAAAGGGACGUGUAUGAAACUGCGAGCGCAGCUGGAAGCUCUAGAGAGAGACACUGCUGCCAAACUGGCUGAGAUGGACCAGUAUCACAAGGACAUGCAGGAACUGAGAGAGAGCCAAAUAAAGCAGCUGGCAGCAUUAGAGAAAUUACGGAGUAUCAAAGAGGACAAACUGCGUGAGCUGACUCAAAGGAAGGAGCAGGAAGAGGAGAAGAGGAGGAGGGAAGAGGAGAGGAAACGACAGGAGGAGAGGAGGCGGAAGGAGGAGGAGGAAGCUCAGAGGCGCAUUAAGAUGGAAAAGGAGCGUCAGUGGCAGGAAAAGCUGAGGAGGGAUGAAGAGGAGCGUCAGAGGAAGCUUCAGGAGGAGAGAGAGGCAAAAAAGAGGGAGGAGGAGGAGAAAGAGAGACAAGCUCUCAUCCAGGCUGCCAAGGAGCAGGCCGAACGAGAGCUCAGAGCAAAGGAGGAGGCAGAGAGGAAGAAAAGAGAAGAGGAGGAGCGUCGGAGGCAGGAAGAGCGUCGGAGGCAGGAGGAGGAGAGGAGGCAGCUGGAGGAAGAGAGGAGGCAGCUAGAAGAAGAGAGGAGGAAAUUAGAGGAAGAGCGGAGGAAAGAGGAGAAGAGAAGGAAAGAAGAGGAGGAGCGACACAGGAGGGAGGAGGAGAGAAAGAGGUUAGAGGAGGAGAGGAGAGAGGAGGAGCGUAGGAGGGAGAGGGAGGAGGAGGAGAGGAGGAGACAGAGGGCGGCCGAGGCUGCCAUCCGAGAUGCAGAGGAGAGGAGAAAGCGAGAGGAGGAGGAGAAAAGGAAGAGAGUGGAGGAGGACAGGAGAAAGAGGGAGGAAGAGAGGAGAAAGCUUCAGCAGCAGCAGCAGGAGGAGGAGAGGAGGAAGCGUGAGGAAGAAAGAAAGAGGGCAGAAGAGGAGAGGAAGAGAAAAGAGGAGGCAGAGGAGAGGAAGAAAGCCGAGGAGGAGAGAAGGAGGAAGGAGGAGACAUCUCGUCAGCAGCAGCAGCAGCAGCCAAGUGGAGGAGGGAAGCUGGAUAUUCAAGAGAAACUGACGGCUCUGCUGAGAGGACUGGAGGAGAGGAAGGGUGGACAACCCAGGGCCACACAACACAGGAAGUCGGCCGCUCUCACAUCCUUCAGAGCACUCUAUCCAUUCACUGCACGAAACAAUGAAGAACUUAGCUUCAAUGCAGAUGAUAUCAUCGAGGUUGAUGAGACGACAGAACGGGAGGAGGGUUGGCUUUAUGGCAGCAAACAAGGGAAGAUGGGCUGGUUCCCAGAGAGCUACGUGGAGAGAAUAGCCCCAUCAGACAUGGCUAAUAAUAAUACGGCUGCUGCUGCUACUGCUGCUCCUAAAGUGCCGCUCCAGUCUCAGCUUUCCAAUGCCCUUGAGGCUGCCAAGGCAGGAGGGACAAAGUCUGCCUUUACACCAACACACUCUCCAAACCUUGCACCCUUGGAGACACAAGGACAGCAGGUGGUGGGUAACCUGCUCGCCCAGGCCCUGUGUUCAUGGACAGCAAAGACAGACAACCAUCUGAACUUCAAUAAGGACAAUGUCAUUCAGGUGCUGGAGAAGCAGGAGAACUGGUGGCUGGGAGAGCUGAACGGUGAACGGGGCUGGUUCCCCAAGACAUAUGUGAUGCUGCUGGGAGAAGAAGAGAGUUCAGACAUGAAGAGCUCUCCUCCUGAUGCUUUAGAGUCAAGCGACAGCCUGCAGCUUGAAGAAUACAUGGCAUUGUACACCUAUGAGUCGCCGGAGCCCGGUGAUCUGACGUUCAAAGAGGGAGAUGUGAUUUUGGUGAGCAAGAGAGACGGAGAGUGGUGGAAUGGCUCUCUAGGUGACCGCACAGGCGUCUUCCCCAGCAACUACGUCAAACCGAAAGAGACAGAUACAUCGAGCACAUCUGGAAAGAAGAAGCCAGAGAUUGGCCAAGUGAUUAGGGCCCAUUUCUCUACUGGCCCUCAUCAGCUGAACCUGGAAAAUGGCAAGCUCAUCCUCAUCCUUGGCAAGAACGCCUCUGGCUGGUGGCUUGGAGAACUGCAGGCCCGUGGUAAAAAGCGACAGAAGGGCUGGUUCCCUGCUGCUCAUGUCAAGAUAUUGGGAUCCAACAGCGGCAAGUCCACACCAGCACCCCAGCCAGUGUGUCAAGUGAUCGCCAUAUACGACUACACCGCCGCCAACGAGGAUGAGAUGAGCUUCUCUAAAGGUCAGCUGAUCAGCGUUCUAGACAAGAACAACCCUGAUUGGUGGAAAGGAGAGAUCAAUGGGGUCACUGGCCUGUUCCCCACCAAUUACGUUAAGAUGACCACAGCGGAUUGCGACCCCAGCCAGCAGUGGUGUGCAGACCUGAACAGCCUGGACUCAAUGAGCCCCCAGGAGAAGAAGAGACAGGGUUACAUCCAUGAGCUGAUAGAGACUGAGGAGAGAUACGUGGAAGACUUGAAUAUAGUGCUGGAGGUUUUCUAUAGGCCUAUGUCAGAGUCAGGCCGUGUGAAUGAUGCAGAGAUGGCCAUGAUCUUUGUCAACUGGAAAGAGCUGCUGACUUGCAACACUAAACUUCACAAGGCACUACGUGUUCGUAAGAAGACGGGUGGGGAGAACAUGCCAGUGCAGAUGAUUGGAGAUAUACUGGCCGCGGAGCUGUCCCACAUGCAGCCUUACAUCCGCUUCUGCUCCUACCAGAUCAACGGAGCCACACUGCUUCAGACUCGCACCGACAGCGAGCCGGAUUUCAAGGACUUCCUUAAGAAAAUCGCCACAGACUACAGGUGUAAGGGCAUGCCGCUGUCCAGCUUCCUGCUGAAACCCAUGCAGAGGAUCACACGCUACCCGCUGCACAUCAAAAACAUCCUGGAGUGCACUGCAGAGGGCCAUGCUGACCGAGGUCCCCUGAAAGAGGCUCUGGAGAAGGCAGAGGAACUCUGUCAACAGGUAAAUGAGGGUGUAAGAGAGAAGGAGAACUCUGACAGACUGGAAUGGAUUCAGAACCACGUACAGUGUGAUGGUGCUGCGGAGCACCUGGUCUUUGACUCUCUUACCAACUGUUUAGGCCCCAGAAAACUGCUCCACAGCGGCAAGAUGUACAAGGCAAAGAGCAACAAGGAACUGUGGGCUUUCCUCUUUAACGACUUCCUGCUUUUGACUCAUUCGUCGAAACAGUUCACCUCUUCUGGGCCCGAUAAACUGUUCAGCAACAAGAACAAUGCACAGCUCAAGAUGUACAAACCGCCCGUGCUGUUAAAUGAAGUUCUGGUGAAGCUGCCGGAUCCUUCCAGUGACGAGCCCAUUUUCCACAUCUCACACAUUGAUAGAGUUUAUAUACUCAGGACUGACAACAUCAAUGAACGGACGGCGUGGGUUCAGAAGAUCAAGGCUGCAUCUGAACAAUUCAUUGAGACAGAAAAGAAAAAAAGGGAAAAGGCCUAUCAAGCUCGAUCUGUGAAGGCUAGUGGAAUCGGCAGACUCCUUGUCACCAUCUUAGAGGCCACUGAGCUCAAGGCAGGAAAACCCAAUGGUAAAAGUAACCCUUAUUGUGAAGUGACCAUGGGAGCUCAGAUCUUCACGUCCAGAACGCUCACCGACACUCUGAACCCCAAGUGGAACUUCAACUGUCAGUUUCACAUCAAAGACCUCUACCAGGACGUCCUCUGCAUCACCAUCUUUGAAAGAGAUCAGUUUUCACCUGAUGACUUCCUAGGUCGGACAGAGGUUCCUGUAGCAACCAUAAAGAAAGAGUUGGAGAACAAAGGACCAGUGAAGCGACGUCUCCUGCUGCAUGAGGUUCCUACAGGGGAAGUGUGGGUCCAACUCGACCUACAGCUCUUCAGCGGCAAAUAGACAUGUAGGAAGAACUGAAAUAAGAAACAGCCUCUUCUACCAAGGCAUCCAAAUAAGGACAACUAACCAAAUCAGAAAAGCUGCUUUUUUGGCACAUAAACAAAGGAUGGUUCCCCCCACGUGCCUAGAAUGGACUCCAAGAGGGUUCCCAUAUCAAACAAUACACCCUUGAACUGUGUUUCACACAUCAGGCCUUAUUAUUUUAAUAUUAAACAGCACUAAUAAUACCUCUUAUUAUGUCAUCCGAAUCUUCCAGUAGGGACCACGGCCUGAGUGACAUCAUCUGAACCCACCAAUAGCAAUUAGAGCUCUUUUGUUUUCCGCCUCAUGAUGACAUCAGUUGGAAAGGGAAGCUCGGUCAGUGCAGGAGUUUGCGCGUGUAAGAUAUUUGCACUCUGAAGGAGUUAAAAAGAAGAACUAUGGCCUGGCUUCUUAACCAGUGGCUGUAAUAAAAUUUAUAACCUUUAGAGAAAGUUAGAACUAUUAAUACAGCAAUAAAACUAUAAAUAUAAAGGUUCUUCUCUGUUCUCCUCUAGACUCUCGCAGCUCUGUGUCUCAGUCGCUUCUCAAGUAUUCAGUCACUGAUACACAGUUUGCCAAGUCUGGUCAACCAAGGCCAUUUAGUUAAAGUUAAAGUAACUAGUGUUUUCUCUUAACUUUCAAGAUAUGUAUAUGUUGAAGAUGUAUAUUUUUUCUGAGAAGGUCGUGACUGAUGGCUUACAAGGGACUCUGUUGACUUGCUUUAUCAUCACUGAUCAUAAGCUGUCUGGUCUCAGUGACAUUAAGGGAACCAUAAACAGUAGAUGGCAGAUGAUGGACAGCAACAGGAAAUGCAUUGGACAGCCUGGACGAGAAGUUUUUGUGAGUAGCUCUGGUCUGGAGUCAGUUUACUACUGUAGAUGCGAGAUCUCAGGAUACAUUGUUCUGGGUUGAGUCACUGUAACAAUACUGAACGCUUAUUUUGUUUAUCUGGUGUGUGUGUGUGCGUGUGUGUGUGUCUUUGGAAUGUGGAAGUGCAGAGAUGCUUAACAAUUAAGAUACAGGAACAUACAAAUAUCUUCAGCUGAGGGCUCUUGAGAUGCUGCAACUUUUGGAGUUGACGUAUAACUUCUGUCAUCUUUUAACUGUUAUAAAAUCUUUCAGUUUCUAAAAUCACUUGAUUUCACUGGGAUGUCGGUGUUCUUGUAUGUCUUUUUCUUUGCUUUUUCUUCAGCCAAGGCCAAGUAAUUUCUCCAAGUGGAUGUGCAAAAUAAUCUAGGUGAAAAAAUGGCAGAGGUACAAAAAGCUGUGUUGAUGAUCGUUCCUUCUACACCUCGAACUCCUUCUCCAGCUGAGUCUGCUCUUUCUGCCUCACUUUUCGGUUUAGAGGAUAAUGAGGGUGUCGGUAUUUUGAGGUGAAACAGAUUGUCAGUUUGUCGGCAAUAAUAAAACAGUAUUUACUCUCUUGUAUUUUUGUUCUACAUUUUUACCCUGCUAGAUUUUAAGUGUCAUUCUCCAGUCGCUGCCUCACUGACAGUAAUACUGUCCAUCUCUGUUGCCUCAACAAGCUGCCCAUUAUAAACAUCCGCCAUUAAAACUUUACAAGGAUAUAGUUUUAUAAAAGCUGUAUGUUUAAGUUGUCGGUUGACUUUUUUUUUUGUCUUCUGCCUUGUUUUUACUCUUUUGUCCUUUUUGUCCAGUUGCUCUUCUAACUCUGAGAACCUGCUGGUGCUCUGAAUAUUAAUGAAAAAGUGUCGUAUUUAUUUCUUAAUUUAUGCGUGUGUGACUAUCCAAAGGCUUGGAGCAGCUUUGCUUGCUCUGUCAUCUUGGAUAAUCAGUUGGUAUCCACUGGGUUUGCUUUGAACAUAUGUGACGGCAAAUAUAAAAAAUGUGUUCAUCUGACACAUGUCGAUACUGUUUUGAAAAGCAAUAUAACAUCAUAGAUGAGUCUUCUGCGAUUGAGUUUUACUGUAAGUAGACUGGGUCACUAGUCCUUUUGUUCGGCUUGCUGUUCUGUGCUCAUGUACUCUGUUGAUUUGUUUUAUUCGAUCAACAAAUCUGUUUUUUAGUCUUUUAAUUUUGAUGUUUUUUUGGUUUUUGUUUUUUUUUAAAUUGUGGAACGUGUGCAAAUAGACUGGACUAUCUUCCUUGUCUGUGUAGGGUUGAUAAAGUUUGUCUUAUGUUUUACUUUUUAUUUUCCGCAGCCUUCUCAUUGACAGCCUCUCUAACUCAGACCGCAUGUUCACAGCUGAUCAGCCUGGAGUCUGUAACCUGCUGUUUGUACUCACUUUGGCCUUUACGUGGCACUCUCUGUUUCAGGGUUUCUUAAGUAAAAUUAA